AUGCCCCAGAGAGACAGCGUUCCUUGGAAUGUUAUGAUCACUGCAUAUGCCCAACGAGGGCAUGUAAACGAAGCAAAGUGCUUUUUUGACAGUGUAGAAGUUCCAAACGUUAUCACGUGGAAUUGCACGAUCGGAGCGUAUGGGCAAAAUGGACACUUAGACGAUGCUUUGGCAUUGUUUAGACGCUGUUUACAGCCAAACAUAGUGACCUGGAACGUUCUUAUCGUGUCGUUUGCCCAGAAUCUACAUUGUGCUGAGUCCAUUCAUCUCUUUGACGUCUUGAAUCUGGAAGGAUUCAAGCCAGACGAGCUGAGUUUCAUGGGCCUUUUGAUUGCUUGCUGCCACCUUGGGCUGGUAAUUGCUGCUAGAGAUACCUUGGCUUCAAUGGUUUUUGACUACGAUAUAAGCCCUGAGCGAGAUCACUACUGCUGCUUGAUCGGUGUUCUUGCGGGAGCUGGGCUCUUGGAUGAUGCUGAGGAUCUCAUCAACACAAUGCCAUUUGUUCCAGAUGUUUCCAACUGGGGAUGCUUCGUGAGUGCCUGUAAGAUCCACUCUGUUGGAGUGGAUAGGAGUGUUGGUGCUGCUUGCAAUGCCAUCGCGAUGGAUCCUAAAAACUCAGCGCCAUACGACAAUUUUUACUGA
Molecule: messenger RNA, 642 nt
Organism: Selaginella moellendorffii
Lineage: Eukaryota; Viridiplantae; Streptophyta; Lycopodiopsida; Selaginellales; Selaginellaceae
Product: pentatricopeptide repeat-containing protein At4g02750-like
Exons: 1
Coding region: 1-642 (213 amino acids)
Biological process (GO): RNA modification
Molecular function (GO): RNA binding; protein binding
Source: RefSeq, a predicted model, not a curated record